AGUGACCUGUGUAUAUCUUGCUUGUAAAAUUGAAGAAUUUUAUGUCACAAUCAAUGAUUUUGUGCAUAAUGUAAGAGGAGAUAAGAAGAAAGCUGCUGAGAUUAUUUUAAACAAUGAACUGCAGCUAACACAAGAAUUACAAUUUCAUCUCAUUAUUCACCAACCAUUCCGCCCAGUAGAAGGCUUGCUCAUUGACAUUAAGACAAGGUUCCCACAGCUAAGAGAUCCAGAAAGAUUGCGACCCCAUGUGGAAGAGUUCCUUGAAAGGGUAAACUUAACUGAUGCAAUUAUUCUAUAUACUCCUGGUCAGAUUGCUUUAGCUGCAGUGACAACAGCUGUGAGCAGGUUAGGGGAAAACCUGGCCCAGUAUGUCCCCAAAUUUCCUUUCCCAAAGCCCAAAAGCCCACCCCCAAAGUCCUUUAGAGCUGUAAAAGUAGACCACAUUCCACAUCAUCUUUUUUUCCCAGAAACAAGAAGAUGGUUAAGAAGCGAACCCCUGCCCGGAUACUGUCGGCGUGAGUUUGAAGGCAGUUAG
This is a messenger RNA of Penaeus monodon (black tiger shrimp), 535 nucleotides long. RefSeq names its product cyclin-H-like (gene CycH). The record is from RefSeq and is a predicted model, not a curated record. NCBI's taxonomy places the organism in Eukaryota, Metazoa, Arthropoda, Malacostraca, Decapoda, Penaeidae. Gene Ontology annotation, biological process: regulation of transcription by RNA polymerase II; regulation of cyclin-dependent protein serine/threonine kinase activity; DNA-templated transcription. Gene Ontology annotation, molecular function: cyclin-dependent protein serine/threonine kinase regulator activity. Gene Ontology annotation, cellular component: nucleus; transcription factor TFIIK complex.